Molecule: messenger RNA, 1899 nt
Organism: Nicrophorus vespilloides
Lineage: Eukaryota; Metazoa; Arthropoda; Insecta; Coleoptera; Silphidae
Gene: hh
Product: sonic hedgehog protein A
Exons: 3
Coding region: 320-1627 (435 amino acids)
Biological process (GO): smoothened signaling pathway; cell-cell signaling; protein autoprocessing
Molecular function (GO): patched binding; calcium ion binding
Source: RefSeq, a predicted model, not a curated record
UGACAAGUGCAGCAGCGAGCCUGAGGACUGACUGACUGACUGACUGAGAGACAGUCACCCUGGUCGACCACCUGAUGCUGCCGGUAGUUGUCGUAGUUGUCAUUCCUCUUGCUCAGAAUAGGCGCGCGCUCGCUCGCUGAAGAGGGCAAACCCCAGAUAGGGACGCCGGUGAAACAGAGUGCGAACGAUUCGUUGGAUGCAGUGGUGCAGCAGCAGUGACGUUGGUGGUGGUGUGCCGAUUAUUUUUUAAAUUUUAAAUUUUCUUUGGUGUUCGGGCCUAAGUGAUGUGCAGGGUGGAUACCAGCAGCCGGAGGAGAAGAUGACGAUGCUACUAACGACGACGCUGACAACGACUACAUCGACGACGACGAUGACGACGAGUACAGCGAUGAGGUGGUGUUGGUGGUGCGCGAUUGUCGUCGCACUCGCCGUCGGUGCAGAGGGCUGCGGGCCAGGAAGGGGCGCGGGCCGCAGACGCGGGCCUCGCAAGUUGACGCCGCUCGUCUUCAAGCAGCACGUACCAAAUGUGUCGGAGAACACGCUGACGGCGAGCGGCCUCACCGAGGGUCGCAUCGGUCGCGACGACAAACGAUUCCGUGACCUGGUGCCCAACUACAACGAGGACAUCAUCUUCAAGGACGAGGAGGGUACCGGCGCCGACAGACUAAUGACUCAGAGGUGCAAAGAGAAGCUGAACACCCUCGCCAUAUCUGUGAUGAACCAGUGGCCGGGAGUCAGGCUGCGGGUGACCGAAGGAUGGGAUGAAGAGGGCCACCACGCCACAGACUCGUUGCAUUACGAGGGUCGUGCCGUGGACAUCACCACCUCGGACAGGGACAGAUCCAAGUACGGGAUGUUGGCCAGGUUAGCGGUGGAGGCCGGUUUCGAUUGGGUCUAUUACGAGAGCAGGGCGCACAUACAUUGCUCCGUCAAAUCAGAAUCCUCGCAAGCUGCCAAAUACGGUGGAUGUUUCACCGGGGAGAGCAGCGUGACGUUGGAGUCCGGGGAGACGAAGAGGAUGUCCGAGCUGAUGAUCGGAGAGAGGGUGAUGGCCGUUGAGAGGAGCACCGGGAGAACGGUGUUCAGCGAGGUGAUGCUGUUCUUGGAUAGGAGUCCGCAGGAGAGGCGGCAAUUCCUCCAGUUCGAGUUGGCUUCCGGAAAGCGGUUGACGGUGACUCCCGCUCACCUGGUGCUGACGGUGCGCUCUAACGUUACGGUCACGGUGUACGCGGACACUCUACAGAUCGGCUCCGAGCUGCUGGUCAGCGAGGACCACGACGGCAGUGACUUGUUGGUGAAGGACGCGGUGGUCGGGGUACAGCAAGUGGGUGGAAUCGGUGUGUACGCGCCUCUGACGACCGCCGGGACGGUCGUCGUCGAUGGUGUCGCCGCCUCCUGCUAUGCUACGAUCGACGACGCCGGUCUCGCUCACUGGGUCUUCGCGCCCCUCCGAUUCGUUAACAAUUGGAAGAACGGUGCCUUGCACAUCUGGAAAACCAUCAGCAGACCGUUCCAACGGAGCUCGACGACCGCAACGACAAUUCCGACGACCGUCGGGGUGCAUUGGUACGCCAGGAUACUUUACUUCUUCGGCGACCACCUCAUCCCGUCCCAUAUGCACAAGUGAUACAAAUAGAGACACACACAUGAACAUAAACAAUUUCCCUUUUAAACUUAAAUCAAGUGGCCAGUGAUUUAAUAAUUAGCAAAUUAAUUAUUAUUACGUUUACACACAUUAUUUAUAUUAUUAAUAUUUGUUUCGAACACCCCCAAACCCCCUCCACAUUUUCGACAUUUAAUGUCCCCCCUCCCCCAACUAAACAAAAACGAAACAACUAAAAAUCUCCAUUAUUUAUUUUUGUUUUUUACCCCCCCUCCCUUUAAUUUUCAACCAUGACC